This is a messenger RNA of Camellia sinensis, 1858 nucleotides long. RefSeq names its product zinc ion binding protein. Lineage: Eukaryota; Viridiplantae; Streptophyta; Magnoliopsida; Ericales; Theaceae. Gene Ontology annotation, molecular function: ubiquitin protein ligase activity; protein binding. The record is from RefSeq and is a predicted model, not a curated record. Gene Ontology annotation, biological process: protein ubiquitination.
AUUCCUUAUCCCAGUUUCUUUCAGCUGCCCCUACCUGGUUUAUCCUUCCCUGGUCUUCUUCCUCAACUUCAUCCAAUUUCAAACCCUAGUCUCUCUCUCUCUCUCUUCUCAGAUUUUCAACAGAUGCGAACCUUGCCUAUUGAUUUCGUAUAGCUAUGGCGUUGUCUAAAGAAAUGGCUUGAAUCGGAGUUUCUUCACUUUGAUCUCUUCAUAUUCUCAUUCCGUUCAAGUGUGUUGAUCAAGAUGACGCCUGUUUGCCCCUUUGUCAAGGCUGCUCCUCCUGAUGAUGCCUCUUUGAAAAAGGUUGGUGACAACCAAAAUAAAAUUCAGUCAGGCCAAGAGGGCAAGGCUAAACAAGAGUCUGGGGAAUCCACUAGCAUUUCUCCGAAGUGCCCCUUUGGAUAUGAUUCUCAAACAUUUAAGCUAGGCCCCUUCAGCUGCAUGAUAUGCCAAGCUCUUCUCUUUGAAAGUUGCAAAUGUGUGCCUUGUUCCCAUGUAUACUGCAAAGCAUGUAUAUCACGCUUUAAAGAUUGUCCUCUGUGUGGUGCUGAUAUUGAGAAGAUCGAAGCUGACACAAAUCUUCAGAAUGUAGUUGAUCGCUUCAUUGAAGGUCAUGCGAGGAUAAAGAGGUCACAGGUUAAUACAGAUGAAGAGGAAGCUGUAGGUGAGAGGAAAACAGUGAUAUAUGAGGAUGUGUCUCUGGAGAGAGGUGCUUUCUUGGUGCAACAAGCCAUGAGGGCAUUUCGGGCCCAUAAUGUAGAAAGUGCCAAAUCAAGACUCAGUCUAUGUGCAGAAGACAUUCGAGAACAGUUGGAAAGAAUGGGGAACACAUCAGAGUUGUGCUCACAGCUAGGUGCAGUUCUGGGUAUGCUUGGUGACUGCUGUCGAGCACUGGGAGAUGCUGGCUCUGCUGUUACUUAUUUUGAAGAGAGUGCUGACUUCCUUAAGAAAGUUCCAACUGACGAUUUGGAGAUCAUACAUACACUUUCUGUUUCACUUAAUAAAGUUGGAGAUCUUAAAUAUUAUGAUGGAGAUUUGCAAGCUGCAAGAUCUUACUAUUUUCAGUCUUUGAAUGUUCGUCGUGAUGCAAUCAAGAAUCAUCCCAGUUCACCAUCUCAGAUUCUUGAUAUGGCUGUUUCUCUUGCCAAAGUUGCUGAUGUGGAUCGGAAUAUUGGAAAUGAGGAUGUGGCAAUUGAUGGAUUUCAAGAAGCCAUUAAAUUGUUGGAUUCUUUGAUAUUAAAAGCUGAAGAAGUUGGUCUUGAACAACGGCGCCUUUCUGUGUUGGAAUUCCUCAAGAACCAACUUGCUGAGAAACAACCUGAUUCAACUCCCCGAGAUCAUGUUUCUUCCUAGAUAAAUAAAAGUUCCAAGUAAAAAUAACAGUCUUCCUGUACCUAUUGGAGCACAUUCAUGUAUUAGGCUCAAGUUUACUGAAGGCGAUUUUCCCACAACGAAGUAACACUUGUAUAUGGAUAAAGAAUAAGUGUUGGCGCUAAUUUUUAUUCAUGUUCCGUCACAUAUGACCAUCUUGGUGCUGCCAUAUGUACCUAUGCAUUACCUUCAUGAGACACGAAGCAAGUGGUGGGAACACGAAUGGUUUCAUGUUCCUGGAUGUGUGGUGUUGUUUACUUCAGCGGAGGUACUACUACUGGCUACUGCAUCUUUAAGACUGUAAAUUCUUCCUUGUGCUUCUUAUCGAUAAAUUCAUGGAUCCAUCUUUUGAUGUUGUCUUUUAGUCAAAACGAUAUAUAAUGGAGAUUGUAAAUAUGUUGCAUGGAAAAUUACACUUUUAAACCACAGGUACAAUGUUUGCUGAUAGAUUUCAGUAAAUGGGGGAGUUAAGUUCAUGCUGCAGCCA